AUGGCUGAUCCCGGCAUGAUUGAAAGACAGAGCCCAACAUACAACAAAUACACCACCGGCAAAGAAAUGAAGGAGACGCCAGUGAGCAAGGCGUCAUCACCGACCGAGGUCGAGCUUGGGAUGAGUUACCAAUCUGAGUCCAAUAACGUCUGGUCCAAAAUCAGCAGAUGGAUCAAUCUCAUUGGCGCAGAGGAAUAUGGAGUCGAGCAGAUCCCAGAAGACGUGAGGACCGACCAGAAUCCGCGAGACCUGUUUACUUUCUUCUUCAGUGCCAAUUGUGGAACCGCUUCCAUUGCACUCGGAUAUCUGGGACCUACGUUGUUCUACCUGGGAUGGUGGGACUCGUUCCUGUGCUGCCUCUUCUUCAAUUUGAUCGGGGCGAUCCCCGCGGCUUGGCUGGCAACUUUUGGCCCUAAAAUGGGCCUGCGCACUAUGAUACUCCCCCGAUUCUGCUUUGGCUGGUGGCCGGCUAAGGUGCUUGUUUUGCUCAACUGCCUGAACCAGAUCGGAUGGGCCAUGGUUAACUGUAUUGCUGGUGCUACCAUUUUCUAUGAUGUCGGAGACGGGAAACUACCAAUGGCCGUGGCUGUCCUCAUCAUCGGCCUGGCAGCUGUCAUCGUUGGCCUCUUUGGCUAUCAUCUGGUGCACGUCUAUGAGAGGUGGUCCUGGAUCGCAAUGCUCAUCUGUUUCUGUAUCCUCGCUGGUUUCGGAGCACCACACUUUGUGAAUGUGCCCAUGGGCAAGGGCCCCCGCCGAAAUCUCAGCACCGACUACGGAGUGUACAUGCGUUCGGACACUCCGCCGUGGAAGUGUUUCCUAUAUGCAUUCUUGGGCCUCUUUACCAGCCAAUUUCUGAUUGAGGCACUCGGCGCUGCUAUUGGCACUUUGGUGUUUAGUUCCAACCCUGUUUUCACCGCUGCCUAUAACAGCGGCGGCCUGGGCGGCCUCAUCGGCCAAUGCUUCCAGGGACACGGCGCGGGCGUCACUGGUUUCGGCAAGUUCGUCCAGCUCAUUUUGUCCUUUUCGACCGUGGCGGUCAUCAUUACGAACAUUUACUCCCUGGGACUCAGCAUUCAAAUGAUGUCGAAAAAGUUGCUGAUCAUUCCCCGUGUUGUCUGGUCUCUGAUCGGUGCCGUUAUCUUCCUGGCGGCCGCUAUUGGUGGUCGCAAUAAUCUGGAGGCGGUUAUGUCCGACUUUUUGAACAUCUGUGCCUACUGGCUGACGCCCUUCUGCACUAUCUUGAUGGUCGAGCAUUUCGUGUUCCGACGCGGAUAUACAACAUAUGAUGUUUCUGCGGCGUUUGAUCGGAAGCGCCUUCCUCUUGGAAUCGCAGCUUUCUCGGUCUUCGUCAUCGGCACUGUAUUGGCCUUGCUUUGCAUGAGCCAGACUUGGUGGGUUGGCCCGAUUGCUUUGAAAGUGGGCAAUGCACCCUAUGGAACUGAUAUUAGCUGGGAGCUUUCUUUGGGGGCUGUUACUCUUCUGUAUAUUCCGCUGAGAUACUUGGAACGCAAGUAUACCGGCUUCAAAUCCGAGUUUGAAGGCGACAUAUAA
Molecule: messenger RNA, 1551 nt
Organism: Penicillium daleae
Lineage: Eukaryota; Fungi; Ascomycota; Eurotiomycetes; Eurotiales; Aspergillaceae
Product: purine-cytosine permease family protein
Exons: 2
Coding region: 1-1551 (516 amino acids)
Biological process (GO): transmembrane transport
Cellular component (GO): plasma membrane
Molecular function (GO): transmembrane transporter activity
Source: RefSeq, a predicted model, not a curated record